CUUUAUAUACACAUGCUACUUGUUGAUGAACAACAUAGGAUUAGGAGGUUAGAACACAAUUAUAAGAGAGAAUGAAUUGUUCUGGAAAUAAUAUAGUGAACAAGAGGGUGCAACAUAAGAUUGAACAAAAACAAACUCGCUCAUCAAUCUCACUUGGUUCAACUUGCUGGAAAUUAUGUCAAAGGAAGUUGUAUACGAGAACAUACAUAUAAGCUCUAUCAUGUAUUUGAUAGUGUCAACUAGUACAGAAAACCUAUCUAUCUAGCUACACAAUCAAAAUAUGUUAGAUAGAUAAGUUUUAUGUAGUAGUUGACAUUAUCAAAUACAUGAAAGAACUUGAGAACGUUUAGAAGUUUUAGAAGAACAAAACAAAAUCAGAGUCACGCUGGGGUCGUUCUGACCAAACCAGACCUCUGUAGCGAUGACGAUUUCUCGUCAUUUGAUGAGAACAUUUGAUGAGACCUCUGCAGCGAUAACUAUUUCAUGUGGAAGCAAGAGUGUUAGGGAAAGCUAUGUUGAUUUGGAUCCAAUGACAUAAGUACAAGGGUUCUAGUUAAAAUUAUGGUCAAGAUUCAAAAAUUUAAACUAUUUAUUUUCAAAAACAAUGUCUUAUCUUUUGGAGAUUGAAUCCUCGACAUUACCAUCAUUAUUACUCAGGUAUAUGUUUUUUAUUUUUGGUCAUGUAGAUUAGUGGGGUGUCCGGGUUCGAACUCAGGUAGGGACUAUUACUAUUAUUAUACUGACAAAUCGUUCUGAACAAACAAAAAUGAGAUAUACUACCACAUGGAAAAAAAUUUACUCUCUAGUACAUGGGAACAAAAACAACAAAGUAUAGCGAAGAAGUAUAAAAAAUACAAUCAACCAAUGCCCAAACAAGGGUAAUACUCAAAAGCAUUUAUGUCAUGAAUAAUACAUAUUCAAUUGCAAAUGGGUGACAAAAGCAAAUCUUCACAAAUAAUGAAUGAUCUUGUCGAUCGUAAAUACCGUAAACAACUUAUGCAUCGAAAAUGAAAACAAUAUUUAAGAGUCAUCUACGGUAUUUACGAGUUCAAGCGCAGUGGUACUUGUCAUCAAUGAUAUAUAAAAAAUGAUUUUCUCUUUUUUCAUAUGGUUCAUGCGCAGUGGUACUUUUAAUUUUAUGCACAUGCAGUAGCACUAGUGGUUGUAAGCCAAUGUUAAACCUGAAUCAUUGAAAAAGAUUCUUAAUUUAAACUCUAAAGGACAAACCUCUGAUCCGUCGUUUUCGUGUACCAAGCUAUGCAAUUUUACUUAGAAGUAACAUUUAUGGUGCUUUACAUUAUUUUUUGAAGGAAUGGUGCUUUUAAUUUCUCAACUGGUCAUUUGGUGAAAACCAAUAUUUUUUCAGCUGUUUACUGUACGUUAUAUUGAUGAUGCCAGCCCUAAUGUGGGUGACAUACUAGUGUAUGCAGUAUUUUUUUAGCUACCAAGUUGCAUAUUUUUUUACCCAAUGCAAACUCAUUUGCUAGGGAAUAUAAUUUCAUUCUCUUCAAAGUCUUAGUCACCAAAAUCUUCGUAAAGAGUUGACCCAUACCCUAUAAAGGUGUAAAUUCAAUUCAUGUUGUCAACGUGAAGAUCUCUUUCAUGGACGUUCUAUAAUUAUCUUUGUUAGCGUUCAUUGAAGUUUUCUCUGAUGAACCUCCGAAACCCAACUCAUCUAAACUUUUUCUUAUAAAAAACAUAGCUAAAAAACAAAAAGUAAUCAUAUAUUUAAGUUUAAGACAAAAUAUUGUAUUGAUGAAAUUAUUUAAAUUAAAACAUAUAUGGCUAAUUAGAUUAAUUUUUAAAUUAAGGUCGGGGGAUGGUUGCGUUAUGUGAACGUUUGGAAUAAGGAAAUUAGGAGGAGAGAAAGAACAGGGAGUUUCCAGAGACUUCUUUUGGCACCUUCCUUCAUAUUACUAUAUAUCCCUUUGGUGCAUUGCCUUUUUGUAGCUUGAUUAUUAGAACACAAUAUAGAGAAAAAGGAUGUCCUACUUGCUUCCACACUUGCACUCCGGAUGGGCUGUUGAUCAAGCCAUUCUCUGCGAAGAAGAACGACUCGUCGUUAUUCGCUUCGGCCAUGAUUGGGAUGACACUUGCAUGCAGAUGGAUGAAGUGCUGGCAUCAGUUGCUGAGACCAUCAAAAAUUUUGCGGUUAUAUACUUGGUGGACAUUACAGAGGUGCCUGAUUUUAACACCAUGUAUGAGUUGUAUGAUCCCUGCACGGUUAUGUUUUUCUUUAGGAACAAACACAUUAUGAUUGACCUUGGAACAGGUAACAACAAUAAGAUUAAUUGGGCUCUCAGAGACAAACAAGAGUUCAUUGAUAUCGUUGAAACUGUCUUCCAUGGUGCAAGGAAAGGACGUGGUCUUGUCAUCUCUCCCAAAGAUUACUCUACCAAAUACCGCUACUAACUUUGUGCUUACCUAUGAGCCACAGACACAGAAAACCAGAUACGAAACUAAUACUGACAUGUCGAACACUGGACACGCCUUUAACUUGAAGUGUUGGUGUUACAUAUCUAAAUUGUGGAUUCUACUAUUGUAUCAUCUUUCUUGUGAUAGUAAGAAUGUACCAAAUUCCUUUUCAUUAUAUCAUGUCACAACUUUUGUACUUCAAAAAUUGAAUUAUUAUACUGUAGGGCAAAGGGACGUAUGUUUACUGCUUCCUUAAAUCCAGUCAUACAAUGCAAUACUAAAAUUAUUAACGUUA
Messenger RNA from Medicago truncatula (barrel medic), 2710 nucleotides. Its product is annotated as thioredoxin-like protein YLS8. Lineage: Eukaryota; Viridiplantae; Streptophyta; Magnoliopsida; Fabales; Fabaceae. The record is from RefSeq and is a predicted model, not a curated record. The transcript has 3 exons. Gene Ontology annotation, cellular component: spliceosomal complex; U5 snRNP; U4/U6 x U5 tri-snRNP complex. Gene Ontology annotation, biological process: mRNA splicing, via spliceosome. Bases 1984 to 2412 code for a protein of 142 amino acids.